GUCGGCUUAGUGUGAUAUCCCGACCAGUAAGUCCUUGUUGAAAGUUUACAAGCGACGUUGGUCAGUGUGUGUUGGUCAGUCUGCCUUCUUCUCUUGUUUGGUGAAGAUCUACGUCCAGUUUUGUGUAUACUUAUUUAUCUGAAGAUGGCCGUAACCCUUAUCUGGAUGGUACUUGUGGGUCUCCUAGCAAUAGGUAUAGACUCUGAAGAGCACUCUACUUUCAAUACUCUUCACAACGAGACCGGACCCCUCGCCAACGUCUCUACUAACGCCACUACAAAACGUCAGAGGGACGUGACGCCUCAUGUGUCCUUCAACGUAAAGAGGGCUACAGAUAAACUUACCGCCGUCGCUCACGUUCAUUUUCAGGAAGUGGUGAUCAACACAGGAGGCGGUUGGGACAAUACAACCAGCGAGUUCGUGGUUCCUGUUGCAGGACGUUAUUUAUUCAUUUUCGGCGCUAUUAGUGACCAGACCAGCAACUUUGCACUGUCUUUGACCCACAAUGGCGUGAAUAGGGCGACUGCUUACGCGACAACCACCACCUUGGAAUAUGCCUCCACCUCGGUGACCCUGGACCUCUACACACUUGACAGGAUAUACUUACAGUUGCAGCAGGGCAGGAUACACGAAAGGCCGGGCGAAGAAACCUUUACAACCUUCGUGGGUUAUCUUCUCGUCCCCUGGUAAAAGUCGGUCAGAUGUGAGGUGCCUUCAUCUUUAUUAAACGAAUUCGUGCAU
Molecule: messenger RNA, 741 nt
Organism: Procambarus clarkii (red swamp crayfish)
Lineage: Eukaryota; Metazoa; Arthropoda; Malacostraca; Decapoda; Cambaridae
Source: RefSeq, a predicted model, not a curated record